This is a messenger RNA of Brassica napus (rape), 2321 nucleotides long. Its product is annotated as monocopper oxidase-like protein SKU5. Lineage: Eukaryota; Viridiplantae; Streptophyta; Magnoliopsida; Brassicales; Brassicaceae. The transcript has 8 exons. The record is from RefSeq and is a predicted model, not a curated record. Gene Ontology annotation, molecular function: copper ion binding; oxidoreductase activity. The coding region runs from base 151 to 1923 and encodes 590 amino acids.
UCUUUUGGCGCCUUGGGCUGUAAUCACAUUCUCUGAUUCUUUCUUUCUUUCUCUAUCUCUCCACACACGGUUAAAAGCUUUCCCACUAGUCUCUGCACAUGUCUUCUCCGUUCAUACACGAAGGUUCGUAGAGAAAGAGGGAGAGAUCCAAUGCGGUGCUCCCCACCGCACUUACCGUGCACUUCACUGGUCGUAUUGUUCUUGUCGGUGGCAACUGUCUGCUUAGCCGCCGACCCUUACGUUUUCUUCGACUGGACUGUCUCUUACCUGACCGCUUCUCCUCUAGGCACUCGCCAACAGGUUAUUGGGAUCAAUGGGCAGUUCCCUGGUCCCAUUCUCAAUGUUACUACAAACUGGAAUGUGGUUGUGAACGUGAAGAAUAAUCUUGAUGAGCCCUUGCUUCUCACAUGGAAUGGGAUCCAACAUAGGAAAAACUCGUGGCAAGACGGUGUUUUGGGCACUAACUGUCCUAUUCCUUCUGGUUGGAACUGGACUUAUGAGUUUCAAGUCAAAGACCAGAUUGGUAGUUUCUUUUAUUUCCCAUCUACAAACUUCCAGAGAGCAGCUGGUGGUUAUGGUGGCAUCAUUAUCAACAAUAGAGACAUCAUUCCAGUUCCUUUUCUUUUGCCUGAUGGAGAUGUUACUCUCUUUAUCAGUGAUUGGUUCACUAAGAGCCAUAAGAAGCUGAGGAAAGAUGUUGAGAGUAAGAUUGACUUUGGAGCUCCUGAUGGCAUUCUCAUCAAUGGCUUUGGACCUUUUCCUUACCGUAGUGAGCUCGCUUCGGGUGGGUUUCCUUAUGGGACAAUAAACGUUGAACCAGGAAGAACAUACCGUUUCCGUGUUCACAACAGUGGCAUAGCAACCACCUUAAACUUCAGAAUACAGAAUCAUAACCUACUUCUUGUUGAGACAGAAGGUUCAUACACAGUUCAGCAGAACUACACAAACAUGGACAUUCAUGUGGGUCAAUCUUUCUCCUUUCUAGUCACUAUGGACCAGUCUGGUAGUAACGACUACUACAUUGUAGCCAGCACAAGGUUUACCAAAUCAUCCUCAUCCCCCAAAGCUACCGGAGUCGCUAUCUUGCACUACUCUAGCUCCCAAGGACCCGCUUCAGGUCCACUCCCUGAUCCUCCUAUUGAGUCCGACACAUCUUUCUCAAUGAACCAAGCACGAUCCAUAAGGCUGAAUGUCUCAGCUGGAGCUGCUCGACCAAACCCUCAGGGAUCUUUCAAGUAUGGUCAGAUUACAGUAACUGAUGUCUACGUGAUUGUCAACAGUCCACCAGAGAAGAUAGAUGGGAGGUUGCGUGCCACUCUUAAUGGUAUAUCGUACUUGCCUCCUUCAACACCACUAAAGCUUGCUCAGCAGUACAACAUCUCAGGGGUGUACAAGCUGGAUUUUCCGAAAAGACCGAUGAAUAGGCAUCCUAAGGUUGAUACCUCUGUCAUGAAUGGCACUUACAAGGGGUUCAUGGAGAUUAUAUUUCAGAAUAGUGACACUACUGUUAAGAGUUAUCACUUGGAUGGUUAUGCAUUCUUUGUUGUCGGGAUGGACUUUGGUCUGUGGACAGAGAAUAGUAGAAGUUUAUACAACAAAGGGGAUGGGGUUGCUAGAUCUACUACGCAGGUGUUUCCUGGUGCAUGGACGGCUAUCUUAGUUUACUUGGACAAUGCUGGCAUGUGGAACCUUCGAAUAGACAAUCUCGCCUCAUGGUAUCUAGGACAAGAGGUGUACUUGAAUGUAGUUAAUCCUGAGAUUGACACAUCUGAGAAUUCUAUUCCUGAAAACACCAUUUACUGUGGUCGGCUCUCACCAUUACAAAGUGAUCCUAGGUCACAUGUAGUAGUUGAUGGAGAUGAACUUGUUGAGAUGAACCUGGGUCUUGGUGGUUUGUCUGCAGGGAUCAGUCACAGAGGGUAAACUUCUCGGGAUCAGCGAGGUCUAUAUUGGCGACAAGCAGAGGGAUUCUCCUUGCUCUUUUUGCAAUCUUGAUUAGUAGUUUAGCCAGAUGAGGACUCUGAGGUUUUCAAACAGGACUGGAGGAAGCUGCCAGCCACUACCAUCAUUAUUAAAAGUUGAUAAUGUUUGGUUUAGUAGCUUGAAGGUUACAGAUGCUGUUUUGUUAGUUAUGGUGUAGAAAUUAUUCAACUAUCCAUCAAGGCAUCAAAAUAUAUGUUUAUGCUUGAAUUGUAAUAGAAUAUUAUUUUUCAAGUUACAGCUGAGUAUGGUGGAUAUAAGAACUUGGUUAUUAAGACAGCAGUAAUCAUGUUUGUAAUAAUCAACAUAAUUAGUGAUUUUACUGCCAAGAAUUUUGUUAA